Auanema sp. JU1783 is the source of this 1467-nucleotide messenger RNA. NCBI's taxonomy places the organism in Eukaryota, Metazoa, Nematoda, Chromadorea, Rhabditida, Rhabditidae. The record is from the annotation of a GenBank genome assembly.
AUGAAGCUCACUCAAGCUUUAUGUAAAUUUUUAUUUUUAGUUCUUCUAGUUAAGGCAAAAGUUAAAAGAAGAAAAUGUCCACCAGAAGCUUGGGCAGAAGGAAAAAUCGUCAAUACCAUCAUUUCGAAUUAUACGAAGACUCUUCCAGAUGCUGAAGACAGUGUAGUCGUCAACGUUGAGAUUCAUGUUCAGGACAUGGGCUCAUUGAAUGAAAUCACAUCGGAUUUUGAAAUUGACAUCCUCUUCACGCAGUUAUGGCAUGAUGGAGCAUUGUCUUUCACACAUCUUCCAGCUUGUAAAAGGAAUAUCACGGUUGAAGCUCGAGUUCUUCCCAAAAUCUGGUCACCCAAUACCUGCUUGGUGAACUCUAAAAGGACAAUGACUCACGCUUCUCCGGGUGAAAACGUCAUGAUCAUCCUUUAUGAUAAUGGAACAGUAUGGAUGAACCAUCGCUUGUCCGUUCGUUCACCAUGUAAUCUCGAUCUACGACAAUUCCCUUUUGAUGUUCAAAGCUGUAUUCUGAUAUUCGAAUCAUAUAGCCACAAUUCAGCUGAGGUCGAAUUGGCUUGGAUGGAAGAGCCUGUAACACUGAUGAAGGAGAUUCAACUUCCUGAUUUCGAUAUGGUUCAUUUUGAGACGAGAAAACGGAAUUUACUUUAUCCAAAUGGCUACUGGGAUCAACUUCAGGUUGUAUUUACUUUCAAACGACGAUAUGGAUUUUACAUAAUUCAAGCUUAUGUACCGACUUACUUGACUAUCAUUGUCUCUUGGGUCUCAUUCUGUAUGGAACCCAAAGCCUUACCAGCUCGAACAACGGUCGGAAUCUCUUCCUUAUUAGCUCUUACUUUUCAAUUUGGAAAUAUUUUGAAAAACUUACCUCGUGUUUCAUAUGUGAAAGCGAUGGAUGUAUGGAUGUUAGGUUGUAUUUCAUUUGUAUUUGGAACGAUGGUUGAAUUGGCCAUUGUUUGUUAUGUUACAAGAUGUCAAAAUAGUCUUCGAAGUGCUGAAAAACGACGUGAACGAGCACGUUCAUCUUCUGUUUGGGCAAACGGGUCAUGUAGAAGUCGAAUUGGAAAUGGACAUCUGAAUAAUGGAUCGUUACUCUCUCAUAAUGGAACGAAUGGAACUCACAACAACACAGUUGCUUACAAUCGUGGCUCUAUCAUCUCUCGGCCACCUCUAUCACCGACUCACAUUCAAAUGACAACCGUUUUCGAUUCACAAACACCGUUAACGUUCGAACAGCUUCCUACGGAUACGGACGUUCCACUUAUCGAAGAGCUUCGUACAUCCUCACCAUUACCUCCAACAGGAUGCUUGACACGUUUUCAUCCAGAAUCCAUUGAUAAGUUCAGUAUUGUGGCUUUUCCGCUAGCUUUUACUUUCUUCAACCUUGUCUAUUGGUGGUACUACUUAUCACAAACUUUUGACAAUAAUUGGAUUCCACCUGUUCCCUCAUCAGAUUGA